This is a messenger RNA of Hymenoscyphus albidus, 2594 nucleotides long. The record is from the annotation of a GenBank genome assembly. NCBI's taxonomy places the organism in Eukaryota, Fungi, Ascomycota, Leotiomycetes, Helotiales, Helotiaceae.
AUGGCUUCGACCGGUGGAAACCCUGUAUAUAUAGGUAACAUGACGAACGAGGAGCGGGAAAUGAUGCGAACCUAUGCAGCAAACCCUGGAGGACCAGACCGACCGAGACGAGACCUUCAUACAGCGGCCCCUCCUCCCGUGCCCAGGCACUUCACAGAUGGGUCUUUGCUAGAUACUAACCCGGGCGCUAUUCGAAAUACUAAGCAGAGGCUAGAAGAGGGGUUGAAACAAGAUGAGCAAGCGCGAAUACUUGAUAGAUUUUCUAUUCCAGAGCUUCAGGCGGCGGGCUGUUGGGGACUUGAAGAUGCCAAACCAAGCAAUCUAACCAUCCCAAUACACCCGAUAUACGCAAGAGAAAAGUGGAUUCAAAGAAUUGAAGAUAUUGAUAAGGACCCCUCGGACUCGGACGGAAAGUACGAAAACAAACCCUCUUUACCUAUUGGUGCCAUCGGAGGUACGGACUACGAAGGGAAUUGGGAUGCUCAAAAAAAUCAAAUUGUUUGGGAUGCAUUAGAACCAGCCUUACGCUUAGCCUCCGCAAUGCUUGUCAAUUCACGCCUUUGGCCCAGGUGAUUCUCCGAGUCUCACUUUUUCAUUUUAUAAACUUCUAAUCGCAAAUAGGUUAAAUGAAUUGUUGUAUGGCCAGUGGACUCAUGUCGAUGGAAAUCUGUUGCUAGGGAUGGAGUCAAAGGAUACAGACAUCCAAACAAUUACAAAAUACGAUGCUUAUCAGUUUGUGCCUCGGAUGGAAUUGUCCGUGGAAGAGCAGAAGGAAGGGAAUUUACAACGUAUGAAUUAUCUCGCAGACAAGAUAGAAUGUUCUUUUUCCAGCGGUGCGGUGCGGGGUGUACAGGCAUAUGGGGGUAUACGAGAGCGGAACGGAAUCCCUACAAGACAUUCGUCGUAUGUGUGUAUAUAUCUUUUUCUUGAAAUGAUAAUCCUAAUAAUUGUAGCAUAUAGCGCCAUAUCUGGCUUAUAGAUUGCUGGAUAAAACGCUUACUGUUUCAGAAAGACUCGUCCAAGAGGCUGCUUUUGCUAAGGCUGUAAGUUAAGAAUUAUGAUCGUGUUAAUUAGGCAUUUUGAAAGCUAAUAUUGAAAUUGAAGUUGGUGCAUGAGACUAUGGUAAAAUGCUCCUUUACUUUCUUCUUUCUUCAUUUCCAUUACGAGAGGGCGACCCACAGUAUUAAUACCUUCAUAGCAUGCUCUUUGCUCGAUGACUAUCGACCUGCGAAUAGAUUCAGAUAUCCCGCCUCUCGUUCCUAACGAAGAAAUAGAAAAGUUUAAGAAUUGGGAUUGGAAGUCUGUUAUGCAUCCAGACGGAAAGUAUCCGUUAAUAACAGAACCUGUAAGAAAUUCAGAAUGUCGAUAGCUCAUCUUGUACUAAGGAUUGUCGAAAAGUUCUGUUCAGACGAAGAAGUUGCCGAAGUAGGAAAGUCAUGGGAGAAUAUGGUUAGAUCGGUUUUCUCUUACUUUCUCGUUACGCUUUAACCAAGUCCCGUGAAGAGGUGUUGAACGUUGCUUACUAAAUACGUGCAGGUCUUUGGAGGUUCAGUCGGUGCUAUAACCUCAAUGCAACCUCAAGCUUGGGGUAUUGGGUUCUACCCAGUAGCGGUCAGGGUAUUAGAAGAUUGGCCCAGUUGGAUGGAGUACAAAACGAGAUAUCAAGGUAGCUGGAUUGUGAAAAAGCGAAAAACCGAACGCUUUGAAGGUUCGACUUUUGGUAGAUGGCCCAUUCCAACGAGAUGCUCCGAAUGGCUUGGACAGCAAGAAUUUUGCGACUUUCGUGUGCCAAGUAUGGGUCGACAAGCACUUCAUGCUCCACGGAUAAUUGGUCAAGAAUGGUACGAAGGGAAAGGUCGUUCUUCUACUCUCAUGGGGCCAGGCCAGAUGCCAAGUUUUGGGUUCCAGGUCUGGAUAUUAGCAGAGCUACACCACUUCCUCCCGCCCCGUUGGAUGGAGAUAAACUGGAAGCUUGGAGGUAUGAGGAGCAACGCUUGAGAAGAAAACACACGAUAGACUCGAUACUCUACAAUGAUGCUUCUAGGAAAGCCAAGAUGACCUAUCUUCUCAAGUGCGCCCGUCUGGCGAAAGCCAUCGACACAGCGAUAAUUGCGUAUCAAGCGUCUGAAUUUAAGACUGUUCACCGAAUACUCCUCGGCAUACAAGUAUCGGAUGUCCCGAAAUUUGAUCUACUUCGGGAUGCUUUUUACUUCUCUCUAUACAGCCGCGCCUCGAAAGGGUCUUAUAAGGAACAAUCUCUAGUGCACGGCGCGGCAGCGAAAGAAGUGUUCCUUGCCUGGGAGAAAGCGGAACUUUCCUGGAUCACACAGAAGGAAAGGUUUGGUUAUUGGACAAAAUUCGUGGGAUUUGACAAGAUACGCACAUCAAUUGCAGAUAUUCUAGUUGUGUCUGGGCACUUAGAUUCCAGAAAACUGAAAGCUUUAGAUUGGGAUCUAUCGCAAAAGCGAGUGAUGAGAUGGAGGGCGUAUAUUGAUGGGGCUAUCAUGGCGAUGGGUGGAAGUUUAAAACAGAGAACUAAGACCUUGGCACGAAGACUAAUUGGGAAGGAACCUCCGUCAUGGGAUCUGGAUUAG